Molecule: messenger RNA, 1104 nt
Organism: Wallemia mellicola CBS 633.66
Lineage: Eukaryota; Fungi; Basidiomycota; Wallemiomycetes; Wallemiales; Wallemiaceae
Exons: 1
Coding region: 252-596 (114 amino acids)
Source: RefSeq, a predicted model, not a curated record
AUACCAAACAAUCACCAGGUACCGCCACAAGUUCACAGUAUUAUGUUAUAUGGCUUUCAUAGAUAUAGCACACUGUAUUACUGCACUAUCUACUCUAUUUUGCUGCUUUUAUGUUUCUCAGAAGCUCGCUCCGUAUUUGGAAAGGAGAAGUGUGGUGGUUCUGAUAUUUGUAUUGUGGAUGAAUCUGGCAUAUCAGAUUUUAGUAGUCAACAAACUGAAAUAGACCUUCAGUAAAAAUAGAUAUAAGUGGUAUGUUUGGCAAUUAUGGAUAUAACUCUAAUGUUAGAGAUAUGGAGCCAAGAGCUUUGGAAAGGAGAUUAGGAUUAGAUGCUUGUUGUAAUGGAAUUUACGAUGAACCUCCAAGGAAAAGAGAGGUAGAUUAUGCUCCAAACCAAGAACCUCUGAAAAUACGUGAUGGUAGUGAUUACGCUUCUAUGUAUGAUGCUGUUAUGAAUGCUGCUGAACGAGCUGGGAUGCUGAGAGGGGAUCCCCCACCUUCUUGGUAUGAAAAUCCUUCCAAUUUAGGCAGUGUUGUUUUAGCUGGUACAGCAGUUUUUCCGUACCUGGUCCAGGGGUUGUCAUCCGGGAUAGAAUGAGCGAGAAGACGUGGUUCAUGUGACAAUGUUAAGUUUUAUGAUGCUGGUAACAAUAGUGGAACGAAGUUCGCUCUUAUUAAUGAAGGCACUUGUUCUAAUCAAGCAAUUGACCAUACGAUAUUUGAGGGUAUUGAAACUGUGACAGAGUUCCUUUUAGAUUCCGAGUGUAAAAGGUGUUUGGUCUGCGACAUUGAAAGUGGUUGCAGGGUCGGAUCAUAUGGAUCCAGGUAUCAUCAAUUGUGAGCAGACUACUAAGUACAAUUGUAAAUGGAAUGAAGAUGGUCCCCAACCAGGCUGUGCUAAGUGGAAUUAUCAUGAUGAGCUUUAGAAGGUUCACAGUCACAGUUAAAAACAACGACAGUUGUUUUUAUUCCCUAAUUAGUUUCGUUUCGUUCACUCUUUCAAUCAAUUUUUCAUUAGCAGUUCAUACUAUAUUGAGAUUAGAACUGAAAUAGUUAAAAUACAUAUACAUACUUAAAACUUUGUUAUAGAAAAAUUUAGAUAUAUU